Messenger RNA from Ambispora gerdemannii, 849 nucleotides. The record is from the annotation of a GenBank genome assembly. Lineage: Eukaryota; Fungi; Glomeromycota; Glomeromycetes; Archaeosporales; Ambisporaceae.
AUGACCUCUGUUAGUACCCCAAGAAAACGGCGAUUAUCAAUUGUUUCUCCAGAAGAAGGACGUCGAGUCUUAAUUAAUGAGCCCAACAGUAAAAAGGUCAAAUCAGAUUCUACAGCUGGUAGUGGCGGUUCGACUUCAAUAACCUCAGGGACAACACCUGCAGCCUCAAAUAUUAGCAAUAAUAAUGAUGUAUCAAUCAUGUCAACUGCACCGAAGACACUGCAUCAUAAAAAUGCAAGUAAUAGCAGUAAUAUUGAUAAUAUUCAGACAAAUAGCACCACAAAUAAUUCGAAUACAAAUCUAUCAUCAGGAACAGCAGGAGAAUUACAAACACUCUCACAAACCCUUACUCCAGAUUUUACAUUUGAUCCUGCAUUACGAAAAAAAUUUCUUGACCCAGCAAUUAAUGCUUUAUUCAGAACAAUGAAAAAAGAAUUGGAGGAAAAAGAAAAGAUGAUAGAAGAUUUACGAAAUGAAUUGGAUGGAAUUGGUUUUACUCCGAAUAGUAUAACUGGUAAAAAGCUAGUGGCUAAAUUGCGUGCAUUACAACAUGAAAAUGAAGAAUUAGGUCGACAACUUAGACAAGGUCGCGUUGAGCAAUACGAAGUGGAAAUUGCAAUGCAACGUAAAGUUAUCGAUGAAUUAAAGGCUGGAUUAGAAGAAUCAGAUUCACAGUUGUUGUUAAUGGACGAGGAAAAUGAACGUUUACAAGACAUUAGUCCGGAUGGUGAUGCAGAAGAAAAAAGCGGCGGCAAUAAAAGUAUGUCUAAUGAUGAUGUGGAUAUGGAUGAUAACGAAAAUCGAGAACUACAAAGUAAUAAUGAAGAGAAUACAGAGAAAGUCAAGUAG